Kwoniella shivajii is the source of this 3279-nucleotide messenger RNA. RefSeq lists its product as uncharacterized. The record is from RefSeq and is a predicted model, not a curated record. Gene Ontology annotation, biological process: regulation of transcription by RNA polymerase II. The transcript is spliced from 5 exons. The coding region runs from base 1 to 3279 and encodes 1092 amino acids. NCBI's taxonomy places the organism in Eukaryota, Fungi, Basidiomycota, Tremellomycetes, Tremellales, Cryptococcaceae. Gene Ontology annotation, cellular component: piccolo histone acetyltransferase complex; NuA4 histone acetyltransferase complex.
AUGGCUCCCGGCAGGAUGGUGACCUCUUCGAGGCGUGCUGGGAGGGUAACCAACAAGACCAAAUUAUUGAUUUACAAAGGGACGGAUAAAGUGGAUUUGGGUGCAGCCGAAACUAUUGUUUGGGAAUCAAAUGAUCCAUCAGCGUCGGGUUCCGGUCAUUCCGAACAAACAAAACAUCAACAUGUAGGAGCAAUAGGUGUUGAAUCCGGUGAACUCCUGGAGCAUCAUUUACAAGCAGCUUUAUCAUCAGCAUCACUUUUACACUCUACAGGAACAUCAACGAAACCUUCUUCGCCAAAUGACAAGGCGUCUGCGUCGGCAACAUCGUUAAAACCAACUUCUUCAUUGAAUUAUCACAUUCCAACACCGGACGCCACAGGUUUAGUUAGGGAUGAUCAAUUUGCUCCAUUAUAUCAAGCUACUAAAUAUGUCGAACCUGUCAACUAUAUCAGAUUCUCAGAUACCGUCGAAGAGAGUUCUGGUGGAUGGGGUGGAUUAGGUUAUUGUAUGGAUGAUAAAGAUUAUAAAUGGUUAAACGAAUUCAACUCUAAAGCAGAAGGUUCAAGUGGCACCACUGCCAAUGGUCACGGUUCUACAUCAGUCAAUGGUCAUACUAAUGGAGAGACGAAAAAUAUCGGAAAUGGAAACCCUCAAACUCCCUUGAAAGAAAAUCAUGUCACGAAUAAUCAAUCACAGGCGCCUACAAGUGCAGGAAGAGGUAUGAGGGCAAAAGGAAAGGAGAAGGAGAAGGAGAAGAAUGAUAAUGUACCUACUCCAUUGUUCAUUUCUGAAGAUACUUUUGAGUACAUCAUGGGCGUCUUGGAGAAAUACGCAGAAGAUAGUGUACCUAUGCUUCAUACAAAUAUCUCACUUCUGCCACCGUUCUCGUCCGUCGAACCCAUGUUCUCAUCCCCUAUACCUGCGUCAUUUCUACCGAGUAAUGAAAUACCUCGAGAUCUACCCGAAUUGAAAGUACUCGCUCGAAUGGCUCGAAAUAUUUACCCUCAUUGGAAAACUAGACGGGAGGAAAGGGAAGGAAAGUCAAUCAUGCCUGCUUUGAACUACGACGAGACCAAUGACAACGAUCCUUAUGUUUGUUUCCGAAGAAGGGAUAUUCGUGCAACACGUAAAACUCGACGUACGGACAAUCAUUCUAUUGAACAAUUCCAAAAACUUCAAAGUGAACUUCGAUCGGCGCACAAUCUUGCUUCAAUGGUUGUCAAACGCGAACAUCAGAAGAAGGAAUUAUUCAAAUCUGAUAAAGAAGUCUGGGAAGCUAAAUGGAAAUUGUUCGAGAUCAAACGAAGAUGGCCAUCUUUAGGCAUGACGCGAGAAGAGGAAGAAUUCAUAACUGGAAGACCGAUGACGGGUGUGGUACCAGUCACAAUACCUUCAAUGCCAUUACAACCUACCUCUUCCGCGAAUAUCUCUAUAUUCAGGAAGAAACAACAUCACGAGAAAGAUAGGGAUGAAAGAGAUAAAAGGGAUAGAGCGAUUGAAGUUUCUCGCAAUGCAACCGACCGAAUACCAGUUGGUCUUGCGGGUAAAUCGAAUGCUCCUGAAGCUAUCAAAGAGCGAAUGGCAGCUCUUCAACAGAAAUUGGAUGAGAUAAUGGCUAGAAAGAAGGAAUCUGAUGCAAGUUGGGAUGAUUGCACUGAUAAUUCAUACCAACCUUUACCACCUCCAGCCUCCGUUCACACAUUCCGACCCAGAACUUCCCUCGAUCCUCAUUAUGCUCGUACACUCAACCGCGGUCGAUCAGACUCUGAUGAAGAGGACGACGAAGCCACGCCCAUAUAUCCCUCGUCCUUCAGAUUACGACGUGGGCGAGGUGGUGUACUUCGACUUGAUCGAAGAACAGCCCUUUACUCUCAUCGCAAAACAGGUCCGCCUACUUCAUCGGAAGAAUAUCCAGAUUGGCUUUUCCCAGAUACUGCCCCUCCUUCUAGCAAAUCAAGAAGGCCUAAAUCGAUCGAUGAGAUCGAAGAGAAUGACAUUGAAUCACCUAACAAACGAAGGAGACUCAAUGAAGCCUGGCGAUAUGACGUUUCUCGCGGUGGUGCACUGGGUGUCGGAAUGGGUAUGGAAGAAGAUAUCGAUAGGGUUGUAGUCGAUGAUUUAGAUUCGAAAUACAUUCGCAAUCGAAUCAGUCUUUUACGAGAUGAUGAUUGGGAAAAACUCAAACCAGAUAUUUCCGUUCUUGAUCAAGCUUUAACAUCUCUCAAUGCACCUACCGAAUUACCUCCUACACCAGUCUUUGUCAGACCACAGAUCGUACCACCUAAUCCUCAAAUAAUCGCUGCUCACCUUCAACAACAACAACUGUUACAACAACAACAGCAAAUGGAACAAUUCCAACGAUACCAACUGCUAGCUCAACAACAAGCUUUAGUUGCGCAACAACAACAAGUUGCCAUGGCUCAAGCUGCUGCCCAAGGCCAAGGCCAAGGUCAAGCUCCAACGCAAGGUGUACCAACGCAACAAAGAGCUCCCUCUGCCGAUGGCUCUUCAGUAGCUUCGCCUGUCGUGAAUGGACAGAGUCAGCAACCCCUGCCUCGACCGCAAAAUGUCAAGAGGCCGUCGAACUCUGGUCAAAUGCCUCCCCCUCAACAAAGACCUUCUGUAUCACCUACAAAUUCUAUCCAUCCUAAUCCUCAACAGAUGAAUGGAUCACCUCAAUUAGUGAACGGAGUUGUCAAUGGGAAAGGUUUCAACAAUUCACCUGUUGUCAACGGUAAUGGUAAUAUCAGUUUACCUAACGGCGCAACAAUGGAUCCAGCAAUGCAACAGAGGUUGUUAGCAGCAAGAGCGAUGGCUGCAGCACAGCAAUUACCCUUACAAUUGAAUCUGGAAAACAUGACUCCGGAGCAACUAUCAGAAUUAACUAGAUCAGCCCAAUCUUCGGGUUUCGGCGAAAACCUUCAAGGCUUCAUCGACCAUAAGAAUAAACAGGCUUUGUUGAGAAUGGCAAGAAUGGCUCAACAGCAACAACAACAACAGGUUCAAGCACAGCAGCAACAGCAACAACAACAACAGCAGCAAGCUCAGCAACAGCAACAACAACAGAGUCAAGUCGCUGCUCAGGCACCGGUUCAGAAUGGUCAAAAUGCCGUUCCCAAUGGUAACAAUGGCAAUAGUAGUCCAGCUCUACCUUCCGGUGGAUUGAAUCUCAAGUUACCGCCUCAUGCAGCUGCCAGAUUAGGUGCAUCAGGUAAUACAAAUGGAAAUGGAAACGGUCAACAAAAUACUCAAGCUUCACCUGCCCCCCAACGUGCUUAG